Ornithodoros turicata is the source of this 1257-nucleotide messenger RNA. RefSeq lists its product as uncharacterized. Gene Ontology annotation, molecular function: metal ion binding. The coding region runs from base 231 to 1037 and encodes 268 amino acids. The transcript has 6 exons. Lineage: Eukaryota; Metazoa; Arthropoda; Arachnida; Ixodida; Argasidae. The record is from RefSeq and is a predicted model, not a curated record.
UAGUAUUGCGUAUCGCCAUGGACAUUAACUUGAGUCACGUGACUUGAAUAUUUGAAGCACUUCGAUGCAACAACGAUACUCAAAGCGCUCAAAGCUUCAAACAGUAAGUUUUCAGGAGAUAAGGCAUACAACAGGACUCGAAAACUUGGGCUGGCCGUCAUUUCUCAAGAGUAAAGUCUACCAAAAACAAGCCGUAUCCCUGUAAUGUAUGGGACACAGACAACAGAAGCAUGACCAUCUGUCGGUAUUUUGCACAAGGCUGGUGUCGUUUUGGCGACAGAUGCCGUUUUGAGCAUGUGGACAACAGCUACCAGAGUCUGCAACCACAACGAGAACGGGACCGAUACCACUGGGUGAAACCUGGAGCCCACAAUACCUCCACGGCCACCAGAGCUGCAUCAUUCGACUUUAACGCUACCCUCCAAACUGCCAGAGCCAGCGAACAGGGAGGGUGGUCCCGAGGAGGAGGAGGAGGAUGGGACCAGGGCCGCCACCAGAACACCUCCUCCUCCCAUGGGGGAUCUUUCUUUGAUUAUGCACCCAAACCUGGUGGAGGCUACAGAGAGCCUUUUAAAGAGGAGCCGCGCAGUUGGGGUCAACCUCGGACGGCGUUCGGCAGUGCUGCAGCUUUUGACUUCAACAGAGCGCUGGAUACUGCCAGGAGAAAGGAUGCCGACCGAUACGUCGCAGAGGACAUGGACAUGGUGGAAAGCCAGGGCUGGGAAACUGGAAGAAGUGGUAGCAGACGGCCAUCUCAACAGGGCCAGCCAGCAAUACAUCAGCAGGCGCAGCCCCAAUCAACAUUUGUUUUUGGAGAAACGCAAACCAGCAAACCUGCGCCAAUCUGGUCGAACCAACAGAGAGAUCACCCACCCAAGACAGAUGUCCCCGUUGCAAGCACGACCGUGUCCGGCGAAGAUUACAGAUAUACGCGGAUCGAAGAGCUCGAACCGCGAGCCAAAGAACAGUACCUUGCAGUGAACUUUACCCUGGGAAAGAUACCCGUUCAACCCCCACCCCUAGAAUACUGUCGGUGACUGGCUCUUGCACCUGUUCUACAUCGCCUGUUUGCUUUCCGCCUGUGCUUGACGUGAUGUCUGUUGAAGAAGCCUUCUGUGUGAAUAUCAACUCGAGUGUACGUGCGCGAGCGAAUGAGACACGUGCAGAAACCUUACAGUGAGCUAAAGAAAUUUUGCCCGUUGAAGGUACAAUGCCGAGCGUUAAAGACUAAUUUGUUGUAAAGACUAAAGAUUGUUG